Messenger RNA from Colletotrichum acutatum, 718 nucleotides. Its product is annotated as Alb1-domain-containing protein. The record is from RefSeq and is a predicted model, not a curated record. Lineage: Eukaryota; Fungi; Ascomycota; Sordariomycetes; Glomerellales; Glomerellaceae. The coding region runs from base 45 to 614 and encodes 189 amino acids. Gene Ontology annotation, biological process: ribosomal large subunit export from nucleus. The transcript has 2 exons. Gene Ontology annotation, cellular component: preribosome, large subunit precursor; nucleolus.
GCGGUGCAGUCUACACCACAGAACUCGAUACAUUGAUCGCAAAGAUGGCGAAACCGGGCGCAUCCAAGAAGAACAGACAACCCUCGCUCCACUCGAGAGCCGCAAGGCGGGCGACGGACGUCGACAUCGACACCGACAAGUCUCUCAAGGAAGUCAAGGCCCCGGCCGCCGCGACCGACUUCCGGCCGUCGGUCCUCAAUGCCCAGCACAACUCUGGCGUGUCCAAGAAGACCAAGAACCGCAAGGCGCAGAUGAGCGCCAAGGCCAAGGAGAGGAAGGAAAAGGCGGCGGACCGCGCCGAGGCCAUCAUGGGGCGGACCUCGACCAAGACGGAGAAGAGCAAAGACAGGGCGCGGAGGGUCCAGACGCGGAGCAAGCAGUGGGAGGACAUCAACAAGGGUGCUAUUGCGGCCAAGAGGUUCCCCGACGAGGAGGAUUCCGAGGCGGAGCAGAGGCAGACGAAGAGCAGGACUGUCGAGGUGGCUGCUGGCAAGGGCUGGGAGACGGACGAGGAGAUGGACGGCGCUGAUGAUGAUGUCGCUGCGCCUGCGCCAGCUGCUGCUGUGUCGGCACCUCCCCCGGCAAACGACGAUUUUGACGAGGAGAUUUUGUAGUCCGUUGUCAGUUUCGGUUCAGGUUGCCCCGAGAGGUGGUCCUCGGGCUAUGAGACUCAUGAUAGAUACCCAAUGAUGACCAUUCUGCAUGCAGGUCCUCGAAA